Molecule: messenger RNA, 552 nt
Organism: Perkinsus marinus ATCC 50983
Lineage: Eukaryota; Perkinsozoa; Perkinsida; Perkinsidae
Exons: 3
Coding region: 1-552 (183 amino acids)
Source: RefSeq, a predicted model, not a curated record
AUGCAAAUCGUCGCAGGUAUCUUCAUCAUGGCUGCCCUCGCAUCCAGCGAGCUUGAUUGGAGCAAGAUUACUCUCGAGCCCGCAACGACUCCCAUACCAACUGCAUCUGGUGGCCUGGACCUGUCCGGCAUCGUCCUUGACGGUCCAGGCACCACAUCAGCCGCAGUUGGCAUCGACUUGUCAGGCUACACCCUCGAGCCGCCGGAGAGUGAUACUCCUGCGGCCGCAGACCUGGACUGGUCCAGUGUCAGCCCCGAGGUAACGACAAGUCCGACAACUAUGGCUCCUGAGUCAGAAGCUGCGGAGAAUGUCGGAGAUCUCCCAACUGGCAAUGCCUGUAUGGCUAGCACAGGGUGGCCAGCAGAGCUAGUUGGGGUUCUCAUCGCGAUCAGCCUACUUGGGUUGAUCGCCAACUGCGUGCAACUCCACCUCCUAAAGAAGGUCAUGAACAGGACGCUGGCCGGGGAGGAGGGCGACAUCGAGAUGGGGGACAGAUACCGGACCCAAAAAGGGGCAGAGGAAUCGGUGAAGGAGGUUAAGGACGACUUUUAA